GUGGGAGGCAGACAUCCUCGCCGCCUCGACCGACCGCAAGAUUGCUGCCGCCACGUCUCCGCCAUGCGUUGUAUUAGCUGUAAGAAGGAAGGAGCUUCCAAGCAAUGCAGUCGUUGUGGAAACGCUUCAUACUGCAGUCGAAGCUGCCAGGUUCGUCACUGGCACGCUGGCCACAAAAAGAUCUGCACAUCUAAGCCCGUUGUGCUGAUCCCGCCGGAAGACGGCCUGCCGCCGAUGUACCCAGGACCUCCAGGUUGGAUGCACCGAGCCGAGUACUACAUACAAACGCUUGGGAAGCUUCCGUUUCUCCCCAAACUCGCGAAUAAGUAUGAGGAGUACCGCGAACGCGAAGCCCGCACACGUUACCUGCGCCAUUUUUAUAAAAAGCAAUCGUACGGCCUGAACGGUGCGAUUUCGUUCGCGGAUCAUGUCGAGAAUUUCAAAUUGAUCGGGUUCGACUUGAACGCCAAGCGCCCCCUCUCAGUCACAGACAGCGGCAUGUGGUCCUUUGUCGAGAUCACCACCACAAUUGGGGUGCCGCCGCUUGUGCUCAAGAGCCUUCGCCCGACACUGCCGACAUUGGUGACUCGUUGCGUCGUGUGCAGAUGCGAUUGCACGAGCGAGUGCGCGUGUGGCGUCGCGUAUUGUUCGCGAGACUGCCAGCGCGCUGAUCUCGUCCGGCACAAGCGCCACUGCGAAAAAGUCCACGCCAAGUACGAGUUUGCUCUCGUGCUGACUGCGCGGUACUGGCAGAGCUUUGAUACCCACGAACGACCAAGUUUCGAUCUGAAUUAAGGCAACUGCUGCU
Molecule: messenger RNA, 808 nt
Organism: Aphanomyces invadans
Lineage: Eukaryota; Oomycota; Saprolegniomycetes; Saprolegniales; Verrucalvaceae
Exons: 3
Coding region: 64-795 (243 amino acids)
Source: RefSeq, a predicted model, not a curated record